CACGUCGGGCUCGCCUACGUCGAAAAUACAGGCCAGGCGAGGAAGCGGGUCGUGGAGGCUGCGCGCGUAGCCCAGUUGGAAUGUUCUAUUCUGGGGACGGACAGGGGGUGCCCGCAGUCCAGCGAUACCAGCCGGGAUCUAUCCAUCCAUCCUGCCAAUGAGGGGCCUUUUCCUAUUGGUGGCCUAAAGUCAGCUGACAGAAUGGCAUACCUGCUGGGCAAUCCAAACUGCAUGGAGAGCUUGAGGAAGGACAUCACUGAUCUACAAGGAGCCAUCAUUGAUGUCUUCUCCCGGACUGGGGCAGUACGUUAUCCGUCCUGGAAGUUUCCCAAUAAAGUGUCCUGUGAUCUGGAUCUGGUGGCUUUGCUGGAGCAUUAUGACUAUGUGGAGAAUGACCCUGAAUUUACCCAGCAUUCCCAUGUAAUGCUUCUUGAACUGGUGAUUGACAGAUCCCAAGUGUGACUGCACUGUGCAUGCCUCAUUCAGUGAACAGAAUGGACCUGCUCUGGGGAUGAAUCAGGACUGUAUAACGAAGGAGCCUGUUGUCUCAUUUGUGGAAGAAGUUGGAAGGUGUUUAGUGAGUGAGACAGAGGAUUGUGGGAAGAGAAAGGAGGGCCUCAUGGUUCAGUGAGUUGAAUGCUACCCUGGAGAAUUGGAUUCUAUCCCUGCCUCUCCCACAGAGUUCCUAUGAGUGUUGGGCAAGUCACUUAAACCAAAGUUUUCACAGGUGGUCUGUAAGCAUGCUCCUUAUUUUCAGGGUGCUCAACAUGAGAGCCUGGGGCUUAAUUUGCAUUAGUGCUGAGCACUCCCUGUUGCAACUGACGUCAAUGGGAGCUGUGCUUUGAACAUCUAAAGUGCUAUAUAAUGGUAAGUACGUUGAAAAAUCAUGUACCAGGUGUCUAAAGUUGGGCACUUAAAACUAGUGGAUACUUUUGCCCUGUGUCUCAGCUCUGCAGGAGUCUUGUGAAGAAAAGUGAAUGUUUGCACAACAGCUACUGUCGUGCUGAGCAUCAUAGAAAAGUCUAUGAGAAAAUUAAUAAUUCAGUCUUCAGAGCAGGGUUUGAAUGAUGUGCAGUGAACAAGGCCUGGGGCGACACAUUGAACAACAAGGAUAAAACAAAAUAUUGAGUAACAGCUGAUCCAGUGAGUACUGUCCAUCAUGUGCACUGAAUGAGGCAGAGGUUCUAUGGAAAAAAUGGCAGGAGAUUGUGUAAUUAAGGACUGUGCAUUGGCACAAGGGGGCCAAAUUAAGAAUAUUCAGACAACCUUCAUUUUGGCAUUUCCUAACUUUUGGGUGCUUGACUUUGCAACCUUGACAGUGUUCUUUUAACAUAGAUUUUGUGUGCAGUGUACAGAGGGUUUGUGAGUAGAGAUUUGACAGUUACAUUAAUACUUGGUAUUUCUAGAACACUUAACUUGUUCAAAAUGUUUUACACCCAUGAACUAAUUAAUCCUCACAGCCUCUCAUCUACACUAAGUAGAUGAAUGUUGUUAUCCCGCUUUGCGAAUUGGGAAACUGAGGUACAAGUGAACUCAGUUGCUCAAGGCCACCCAGCUGGUGAAUGGCAGAGCGGGGACUAGAACUGCAUUUCUUGAGUACCUCAUCCAGUAGCCCGCAUUGACUUCUGGCAUGUAUAGUUAUCAAUACAGAUGUCAGUUUUAUAUUUUUAAUCAUGGCUCAAUCACUAGGCAUUUGGGAAGUGAAUGUGCUUUUACCAUCGGCUUGAAGUAAAAUGGUGCUUAAUUUUAAAAAAGUAACUCUCAGUGCAGCUUCUCAAGGCUGGGCCCGAGGGGUUGGCCUGUGUGGGAGCUUUGGGGCUUUACCUUUGUGAAAGCUUUUACUUUUCUUUACUAUAAAGAAAAGUAAAAGAAGCACCUCUGUAAAAUCAGUAUGGAAGGUAAUUUAUAGGGUAAUCAGAUUCAAAACACAGAUGAUUUCCCAUCUAGGCAAAACUUUAAAGUUACAAAAACAGCGA
Mauremys mutica (yellowpond turtle) is the source of this 1976-nucleotide messenger RNA. RefSeq names its product coiled-coil domain containing 157 (gene CCDC157). The transcript is spliced from 3 exons. NCBI's taxonomy places the organism in Eukaryota, Metazoa, Chordata, Testudines, Geoemydidae. The record is from RefSeq and is a predicted model, not a curated record. The coding region runs from base 202 to 462 and encodes 86 amino acids.